GGGAACGCUGGUUUUUCCGUGGGGAAGUUCGACGUGGAGGUUGCCGCUCGUGGCCGGGAACGUGUCGCGGGGACUUGCUAGCGUGGGAUUCGGGACUCGCGGCUUGGAACCCGGAGGCACUGACCAGGGUUGGGGCCCCUUUCCUGCGCCUGGGAUGGAGCCGCGGUCAGGGCGACGUGGUUCUAGAUCGCUGUGGCUCCUCAAGAUGUCAAUCUUAAUCAUAGGACUUGGCAUUGUUUUAUUUAUGUUCAGAAGUGUGCCCCUUUUAGCAAAGUUCAGUAGCCUCAAGGCAGAGCCCUGGUCUCCUGCUCCAGGUGUCCAGACGCUGAAGCUUCUACCCGAGGAACGUCUCAGGAACCUCUUCAGCUACGAUGGAAUCUGGCUGUUCCCGAAAAAUCAGUGCAAAUGUGAAGACAGCAAACAGCAGGGAGGUUACAACUUUCAGAAAGGCUAUGGCCAGAGCGACCUCCCAGCGGUGAAAGCGAGGCGACAGGCUGAGUUUGAACACUUUCAGAGGAGAGAAGGGCUGCCCCGCCCACCGCCCCUGCUGGCUCAGCCCAACCUCCCCUUUGGGUACCCAGUCCACGGAGUGGAGGUGAUGCCCCUGCACACAAUUCCCAUCCCAGGUCUCCAGUUUGACGGACCAGAUGCCCCCACCUACAAGGUCACCCUGACAGCUUCUCUGGGGACAUUGAACACCCUCGCUGACAUCCCAGACAAUGUGGUGCAGGGCAGAGGCCAGAAGCAGCUGACCAUUUCGACCAGUGACCGGAAGCUUUUGAACUUCAUCCUCCAACACGUGACAUACACCAGCACGGUGUACCAGCACCAUGGGGUGGACAUGGUGAGUCUGGAGUCCAGUUCCUCAGUGGCCAAGUUUCCAGUGACCAUUCACCAUCCUGUCAUACCCAAGUUAUAUGACCCUGGACCAGAGAGGCAGCUCAGAAACCUGGUGACCAUUGCCACCAAGACUUUCCUCCGGCCCCACAAGUUCAAGAUCAUGUUACAGAGUAUUCGAGAGUUUUACCCAGACCUGACCGUGAUUGUGGCUGAUGACAGCAAUAAGCCUCUGAAAAUCGAAGAUGACCACGUGGAGUAUUACACCAUGCCCUUUGGGAAGGGUUGGUUUGCUGGUAGGAACCUGGCCAUAUCUCAGGUCACCACCAAAUACGUUCUCUGGGUAGACGAUGACUUUCUUUUCAACAAUAAGACCAAGAUUGAGGUGCUGGUGGAUGUCCUGGAGAAAACCGAACUGGAUGUGGUAGGCGGCAGUGUGCUGGGAAACACGUUCCAGUUCAAGCUGUUGCUCGAACAGGGUGAGAGUGGAGACUGUCUGCACAGGAGGUGGGGAUCUUUUCGGCCCCUGGAUGGCUUCCCCAGCUGCGUGGUGACGAGUGGCGUUGUCAACUUCUUCCUGGCCCACACAGAGCAACUCAGAAGAGUUGGCUUCGAUCCCCGCCUGCAGCGAGUGGCUCACUCAGAGUUCUUUAUUGAUGGGCUAGGGAGCCUGCUCGUGGGGUCAUGCCCAGAAGUGAUUAUAGGUCACCAGUCCCAGACUCCAGUGAAGGACGUAGAGCUGGCUGCCCUGGAGAAGAGCUACAGCACGUACCGGGCCAACACCAAUGCUCAGAUCCAGUUCAAGCUGGCUCUCCACUACUUCAAGAACCAUCUCCAGUGCUCCACAUAAAGGUGCAGGGGCAUAGGAAAUGGACUAGGGUGACUGGUUGUGGGCAUCUAGGGCAGUGGAACUGGUGGUCAGGGAUGCCAAAAACGACCCCUGGUAAGCUGGGAGUUAGGGCAAAUGGAUAUGGCUCAGUUACUGGAAGUACCAAUCAAAGGUUAAGGGUUAUUAGAGGUGAACCAAUCGGUGGUGAUUCCAUUGGACACUAUAUUAAUGACAAUUAUUAUUUGUUUGUAUGCUGCCUUAUCUUUUAUGAAGAAUUUGCACAUACAGUAUCUCAUAUCAUCUCAUCUGAUCUCACGCAGAAGAAUAUGUUGGUUGGUAUCCUCUGUCAAAAGAAUGGCUGUGACUCCCUGUGAGUUGUUUAGUGGAAAUUAUAUCACAGUCAGAAGCAUCA
This is a messenger RNA of Galeopterus variegatus (Sunda flying lemur), 2078 nucleotides long. It is a transcript of the gene B4GALNT2, whose product is annotated as beta-1,4-N-acetyl-galactosaminyl transferase 2. Gene Ontology annotation, molecular function: hexosyltransferase activity. Bases 155 to 1687 code for a protein of 510 amino acids. The record is from RefSeq and is a predicted model, not a curated record. The transcript is spliced from 11 exons. NCBI's taxonomy places the organism in Eukaryota, Metazoa, Chordata, Mammalia, Dermoptera, Cynocephalidae. Gene Ontology annotation, cellular component: Golgi membrane. Gene Ontology annotation, biological process: UDP-N-acetylgalactosamine metabolic process; UDP-N-acetylglucosamine metabolic process.